AUGGCAGACUACCUCUACACUGUUGGCGGGUAUCUCGCCCUGGCUGGUGUCGGCUAUGUUAUCUAUCAGGUUUCUACCCAGAAGUCUCGAAGACGGGCAAGCACAGUUCAACCGAAAGCCUCGAGGGGCCCGCAAUCUGAGGUCAGGAAGGAAGAUAGGAAGAAGAAGCAGCGGAUGGAAAGCUUCACGACCGAGUCCCAGGAGGCGAACAAGGCAGCUGCUUCCAAGCCCAAGUCGGCCGAAACCUCCACAUUUCUGAGCAAUGAUCCGAGCAAUGAUACCUCAAACGAUGAUGCGGCCAACCGCGAGUUUGCCAAGCAGCUCUCCAAGGCCAAGGAGGGCACCAAGUUCAAUACCAAGACGGACUCUGGAAAGCAGAAGGAGAAGUCGGUCAAGCAGUCACGUGCCAACAAGAUUUCACCUCCCGCUCAGGAGGUCAAGCCUGUCGCAUCUGUCCCCUCGUCGACCACGGUCGACACCACUGAGCCCGUGGUUGAUGAUGUAUCAGCCUCCAACGACCCAGGUGAGACUGCCGCCGCCGACUCCACUGGUGUUGCGGAUAUGUUGGAGCCCACUCCUGCUGCUCCUUCUGUCCUCCGAUUGACCGACACCACCGAAAAGGAGAAGAAGAAGAAGCCUGCGAAGGCACCCGAGCCCACCGAGACGAAGAAACAGCGACAAAACCGCAAGAAGGCCGAGGCCGCCAAGGCUCUCCGUGAGGAGACUGAGAAAGAGCGCAAGGUUCUUGAGGAAAAGCAGCGACGCACCGCUCGCCUCGCUGAGGGACGUGCUGCUAAGGAUGGCUCCAAGUUCCUUGCCUCUGCCAACGCCAACUCAGCUUGGGACAAGGGAGCUCCCAAUGGUCAGUCCAACAAAGCUGCCUCCACCAACGGAUCUAUUCAGCUCCUCGAUACCGUGGAUGCGCCAGCAGCCUCAAAGCCUGCCAAGGUCAAGUCGGAAUCUACUUGGAUGUCAUCGCUCCCCUCCGAGGAAGAACAGUUGGAGAUGCUCAAGGACGAAUCUGACGAGUGGAGCACCGUGAAGACCAAGGCUUCUAAGCGCUCGGUCAAGAAGGAAUCUUCAAACGAUUCUGGUGAUGAGCCCGCUCAAAGCCGCCCGGCUGCCCAGCCUAAGCAACCCAGUGCCUCUGCUGCUAGCGCUUCGAAGCCAACAUCAUCCUUCGGAUCCUUCUCCGCACUUACCAGCAAUGAUGAGCCUGCCGAUGAAGUUGAGGAAGAGUGGGAUGUUUGA
Molecule: messenger RNA, 1251 nt
Organism: Clonostachys solani
Lineage: Eukaryota; Fungi; Ascomycota; Sordariomycetes; Hypocreales; Bionectriaceae
Source: the annotation of a GenBank genome assembly